Messenger RNA from Humulus lupulus (European hop), 522 nucleotides. RefSeq lists its product as uncharacterized. The coding region runs from base 1 to 522 and encodes 173 amino acids. NCBI's taxonomy places the organism in Eukaryota, Viridiplantae, Streptophyta, Magnoliopsida, Rosales, Cannabaceae. The transcript has 2 exons. The record is from RefSeq and is a predicted model, not a curated record.
AUGAAUGACAUAUUGUCUAAUAAGAGAACAAUAGAGGAUUAUGAAGCUGUUGCAUUAACUGAAGAGUGUAAUGCAAUUAUUCAAAAGAAGCUUCCUCAAAAUUUAAGAGAAUCGGGCAGUUUUACUAUACCUUGCACUAUUGGAAACUUUCAUUGUGAGAGAGAUUUAUGUGAUUUAGGUGCAAGUAUAAAUUUAAUGUCGCUGUCUAUAUUUAAAAGACUUGGUUUGGGGGAAGCUAGACCAACUACUGUUACUCUUCAAUUAGUUGAUCGUUCUUUAACUCAUCCCAAAGAUAUGGAGGAAGAUGAGGAUGUGCCUAUUAUAUUAGGACGAUCAUUUUUAGCCACUGGGCAAGCGCUAAUAGACGUUCAAAAAGGAGAAUUAACGCUUAUGGUACAAGGAGAUGAAGUCAUUUUUAAUGUUUUCAAAGAUUUGAAAUAUCCUUCAGCUAGUGACAGUUGCUUUUGUGUUAAUGUAUUGGAGGAACCAAUUAAAGGGGUUGAGUCUAUUAAAGAUCCAUGA